GACGGGCGCUGCCGAGCCGAGCGGGGACGAGCCGGGCCCCAUGCGCCUGCCGGGCAUGUCCCAGCCCUUCCUGCUGGCUCCCAUCGCCGAGUGUUCCCCGGGGCCGCCCGGCACCGAGCUGCGGCUGGCAGUGCUGGGGGCCCGCGGCGUCGGCAAGAGCGCGUUGAUCGUGCGGUUCCUGACCAAGCGCUUCAUCGGGGACUACGAGCCCAACACGGGCAGCCUGUACUCUCGCCUGGUGCGGCUGGACGGGGAGCAGGUGGCCGUGCACAUCCAGGACACGCCGGGCUGCCUCCAGGUACAGGAGGACUGUGUGCAGGCACCGGAUGCGCUGUUGAGGUGCAUGAAGUGGGCAGAGGGCUUUCUUGUGGUCUACUCCAUCACGGACCCCGGCAGCUACCAGGCGGUCCGUCCCCUCCACCAGCACAUCCGUCAGCUCCACCCCGACGCCCGAAUCCCCAUCGUCGUGGUGGGGAACAAAGCGGACCUCCUCCACGCCAGGCAGGUGCAGGCCAAAGAGGGGCUGCAGUUGGCCAACGAACUGGGCAGCCUCUUCCUUGAGAUCUCCACCAGCGAGAGCUUGCAGGGCGUCUGCGAGGUGUUCCAGUACCUGUGCCGGGAGGUCAGCAAGCUGCAGCACGCCGAGCGCCGCCGCCCGACCGUCAUCCCGCGGCCGCGCUCCCCCAACAUGCAGGACCUGAAGAGACGCUUCAAGCAGGCGCUGUCGCCCAGAGUCAAAUAGAGCUGCUGCCGGGGCCUAGGGGGGGAUGCCACAGACUUUAUAUUUUUGUAAGCUAGUGAAUAAAUAAUAAAAAAAAUCUUUAUUUUUGUACUAAUGCCAACGGUAUGGAAGUAAGUAUGUUGGAGCGUGCGGUUUCCUUCUCGUUCUCUUUUGUUUGUGAUGGGUUAUUUUUAACAAAAAAAAAAUAAAAAAAAAAAAGGAAGAAGAAGAAAAAGAGAGAAAGUGCUGCAUAGCAACUGAAUGGAGAUGGUUGGAGAAGGGGAUUUGCAUUUGCCGGGAGGUUUGGUUCUGCUCUCUUGUGGGCUGGGGUUUGCUGCUGUACUCUGCUCAAGUGAGUUCUUUAGGCAUUGGUUUCCUGCUUGUAAAAUGGGCAUGGUGCUGAUGUAGCACUCAUAUAAAAUGCUCAGCCAGCCUUAGGAAAAA
This is a messenger RNA of Tympanuchus pallidicinctus (lesser prairie-chicken), 1165 nucleotides long. RefSeq names its product RAS like family 11 member A (gene RASL11A). Gene Ontology annotation, molecular function: GTP binding; GTPase activity. Bases 41 to 742 code for a protein of 233 amino acids. The transcript is spliced from 3 exons. The record is from RefSeq and is a predicted model, not a curated record. Lineage: Eukaryota; Metazoa; Chordata; Aves; Galliformes; Phasianidae.